GCCACCUGUCAGUGUCCAUCAGUGCCAGCAGUCAGUGCUCAUCAGUGCCACGUGCCAGUGCCCAUCAGUGCCACAUCAAUGCCACAUAUCAGUGCAUACCAGUGCACAUCAAUGCCACAUAUCAGUGCCCAUCUGAGCUGCCUUUCAAUGUCACCAUCAGUUCCAGUCAGUGCCACCUAUCAAUGCCAAUCAGUGCCACCUAUCAGUGCCAUGCCAUCAGUGCCACCUAUCAGUGUCCAUCAGUGCAGCCUAUCAGUGCCCAUCACUGCAGCCUCAUGAGCGCACAUCAGUGAAGGAGAAAAAUCACUUAUUUACAAAAUUGUAUAA
Molecule: messenger RNA, 327 nt
Organism: Staurois parvus
Lineage: Eukaryota; Metazoa; Chordata; Amphibia; Anura; Ranidae
Source: the annotation of a GenBank genome assembly